Messenger RNA from Phragmites australis (common reed), 1506 nucleotides. Its product is annotated as peroxisomal (S)-2-hydroxy-acid oxidase GLO4. NCBI's taxonomy places the organism in Eukaryota, Viridiplantae, Streptophyta, Magnoliopsida, Poales, Poaceae. Gene Ontology annotation, molecular function: FMN binding; oxidoreductase activity. The record is from RefSeq and is a predicted model, not a curated record. The transcript has 12 exons. The coding region runs from base 153 to 1256 and encodes 367 amino acids.
AAACAUGACUGUCAGGUCCGUCACUGGCCUUGUCAUCUACCUGAGCUUCUGACAUCACACCAAGGACUAACCUUUGCUGCUGCUCUUCACUCAUCUUUCUGGCAUCUUUGAUAACCGUCCUUCCUCACGACCUCACCUAAGUUCCUAGAGAAAUGGAGAAUAAUCUACCAGUCAACGUCCGGGAGUAUCAAGAACUCGCCAAGAAAGCACUACCAAAGAUGCACUAUGAUUAUAUCAACGGGGGAGCGGAGGAUGAGUACACACUGAAGGAGAAUAUUGCAGCAUAUGGAAGAAUUCUGUUACGGCCACGAGUUCUUGUAGAUGUCAGCAAGAUAGACAUGUCAACAAACUUAUUAGGGUAUGAUAUGCCCUCGCCCAUAAUUGUCGCUCCAACAGGGUCACACAAAUUAGCAAAUCCAGAAGGAGAGGUGGCUACAGCAAGAGCUGCAGCAGCAUGUAACACCAUAAUGGUGCUUUCCUUCUCAUCCAGCUGCAAAAUCGAGGAGGUUGCUUCCAGUUGCGAUGCCAUUCGCUUUUUUCAGUUAUAUGUGUACAAGAGAAGGGAUGUUUCAGCAACAUUGGUACGGCGGGCUGAGAGUUGCGGAUUCAAGGCAAUUGUUUUGACAGUUGACACACCUAUGCUUGGCAGGCGUGAAGCUGACAUCAGAAACAAGAUGAUUGCUCCACGGCCGGCAAACCUUGAAGGGUUAAUGUCAUUCGACGAUGAUCUUGACACUGAAGGCGGUUCCAAGCUGGAAAGAUUCGCACAUAAGACACUGGACCCAUCGUUGUCAUGGAAGGACGUGGAGUGGCUGAAGACGAUAACGAGCCUGCCGAUCCUGCUCAAGGGCAUCGUCACCGCCGAGGACGCGAGGAGAGCGGUGGAGGCCGGGGCGUCCGGCGUGAUCGUGUCCAACCACGGAGCGCGGCAGCUGGACUACGCGCCGGCCACCAUCUCCGUCCUCGAAGAGGUGGUUAAGGCGGUGGCGGGGGCCGUCCCGGUGCUGGUGGACGGCGGGGUCCGGCGGGGCACCGACGUGCUCAAGGCGCUCGCGCUCGGCGCGCGGGCGGUCAUGGUGGGAAGGCCGGUGUUCUACGGGCUGGCGGCGAGCGGGGAGGCCGGGGCGAGGCACGUGAUCGAGAUGCUGAACGCCGAGUUGGAGCUGGCCAUGGCGCUCUGCGGCUGCCGGAGCGUGGCGGAGAUCACCAGGGGACAUGUCCAGACAGAGGGCGACCGGAUCAGGGCCCUGCUGUGACCCAACGUUCCAGGCUUCCAGAGUGCACUCCUGGUCGCGCAGCCAGUGUGUCGUGCAGUGCAGUCAGGGCUGCGAUGUGAGCGCAUGUAAGUAUGUGACAUUGGUCGCUCGAGAAAUAAGCCACAAUUUACCUUCGAGAUUUAUAUAGGAUUUUAAGUUUAUAGGAAAAAAAAUAUGUUUUGAAUAUUUAUUUUUAGUUUAAAAUAAGAAUAAGAUGUAUAAAUAAAAAAACCAUCAAUAUUUUACGGCU